Meleagris gallopavo (turkey) is the source of this 415-nucleotide messenger RNA. The record is from RefSeq and is a predicted model, not a curated record. Lineage: Eukaryota; Metazoa; Chordata; Aves; Galliformes; Phasianidae.
UGGCGGGGUCUCAGUGCUGCUCACAUGCAGGGCGACGUCGGCGGCGCCCGCACGCUGCAGAAGAAAUGGACGACGUUCCUGAAGGCGCGACUGCUCUGCUCUGCUCCGGAGCAGCAGCUGCACUUCAACCGGCUGCAGGCCGUGUUCACCCUGCCUGGUGCCAGCUGGCAGGAAACGGCCUUCUUUGGGGUCUUCCAGGCUCGGUGGGGGGACGUGGAUGUGUCGGCCGUGUGCCGCUACCACAUCCUGGAGGUGAAGAAGGCUUUUGAGGGUCCCUAUAAGGAGUAUCGGGAGCAGGCACAGAAAUGGGGGCGGUAUUCGGAUGAGGUGCCGAGCCCACGGCCUGGGGCGGUGAGUGAGUGGGGGGUGGGGGUGGGGAGUUUGGGGGACAGUGGGGGCACGGGGGGUGUGGAGG